Molecule: messenger RNA, 2935 nt
Organism: Capsicum annuum
Lineage: Eukaryota; Viridiplantae; Streptophyta; Magnoliopsida; Solanales; Solanaceae
Product: GDSL esterase/lipase At1g28580
Exons: 5
Coding region: 228-1271 (347 amino acids)
Molecular function (GO): hydrolase activity, acting on ester bonds
Source: RefSeq, a predicted model, not a curated record
UAAAGUUAAGCAACUGUUAAAAUGAAACGGAGGAGGAAGUAUCUUAAGAGAUAAAUCCCUGGUUUUCCAGGACCGCCCAUUGUUAUUAUUGUUACAGGAACCUAGUUACGUUGACAGACCUUACGUAGUUGGUCACAUAGUUAGUAGCUUAUUAGUUGGCAUAAAUUUCAUCAUUAUUUAUAUAAGAGUAUAUAAGAAUAAGCCUUUUCUGCUUGGGAUUUGUCGUCAUGGCUGCUUCUUCUUCUUCUCUAAAAUUGAAUACUUGGAGCACUGCAGCAAUUGCCUUCUUCCUUUUGGUCAUAAACCAUAACUUCCAAAUCAUUGAGGGAUGCUUCAACUCCAUAAUUAGUUUCGGCGAUUCACUAGCUGACACUGGAAAUGGGCUUCAUCUCUCUCUAAACAAAAUUCAUCCUCCCCAUUUCGCCAGGCAACCUUAUGGUGAAACCUUCUUUCAUCAUCCCACCGGUCGCUUUUCCGAUGGCCGUCUUGUUAUUGAUUUUAUUGCUGAGAGUUUAGGGCUCCCAUUAGUGCCAGCAUAUUUGGGAAGCAAUAUUGAUGAAAGGAACAAUGUAAAAUUCAGGCAAGGUGUGAAUUUUGCAGUAGGAGGGGCAACAGCACUUGACUCUGCCUACUUGUUGGACAAGGGAGUAAGAGCCCCUAACAAUGUGUCUUUGGGGACUCAACUCGGUUGGUUCAAACAAAUGAUGUCUACUUUUUGCAAAUUACCUUCAGAAUGCAAGGAAUUUGUACAGAAGUCAUUAGUACUAGUGGGAGAAAUUGGAGGCAAUGAUUUCAACCAUGCUUUUCUUGCAAAUAGCACUAAGGAAGAGGUUGAAUCAUAUGUUCCAGCAGUCAUUAGCACAAUUAGCUCAGCUAUAAAGGAAUUAAUGGAGUUAGGCGCAAGCACAUUGUUAAUUCCAGGGGAUUUGCCAAUUGGAUGCUCAACAGCUUAUCUCACAAAAUUUAUGCACUCAGAUAAGGAACACUAUGAUCCUAAGACUGGUUGUAUUAAUUGGCUAAACAAAUUCUCUCAGCAAUACAAUGAGCUUCUUCAGAAGGAACUUCAUUUUCUUAGAGAGCUCUAUCCUUCUGCUACAAUUAUCUAUGCUGACUACUACAAUGCAGCCAUGCAAUUUUAUACCUCUCCAAAGAGCCAUGGUGGUGCACCCUAUUUUCUCCUUGUGACAGGAAGCAUCAAUGUCAGGUACUCCCUUCGUAUUAUUUUACUUAUUCCAAAUUUUUUAUUUUAUUUAUCAUUUUUCACAAAUUAAGAAGAAGCAAAAAAAAAUAAAUUUAUGUUUUAUUCUUUGUAUUAAUUAUUUUUUUUUAAAUUAAAUUUUAAACAUCAUUUAAUAGAAAUAUUAUAUUAAACUAGUCAUGUUAUAAAUUAAUUUUCUUAAUUAAUGUACCAAGUUAAUUUGAGACAUGUAAAAUGAAACGGAAAAUACCAUUCAAGGUUCGCUGAGACAAAGCAUGGAUCUCAUUGUCUUUAUGCCCAGUUAAUCCUAAAACCAUCCAAGGUUUGCCAAGGCAAAGCAUUGAUCUCAAAAUCAUCACUGCCUCUUCAAAUUCAUCUUUAAAAGAUAAGUACACCUUCCGUCUCGAAUUAUCCGUCUGAAAUUGAGAUAAUAUAUCGAUUAAAAAAAAUAACAUAAUUAAUUUAUUAUAAUAUUUUUAUUAAAUGAUAUUUAUAUUUUAAUUUAAAAUAAAAAAAUAAUUAAUAUUAAGAAUAAAACAUAAAAAAAGUUUUCUUCUUAAUAAAAAUAACUAAAAUAAAAAAUUAAAUUAAAAAAUUUGAGAUAAAUAAUUUAAAACGGGGGAAUAUCAAAGAGUCAAUGUGUGUUGAUUUCUAGACGAGUAGAGGAAAAUUGAAAGAAAAGGAAUGAAGACAAAAAGGUCACCAAGUCAACUCUUCGGUGGUUGUCUCUUGUAGCGACGUGGCAUUGAUCUAACCUUGGUACAACACGUCAUCAAAAAAUGGAAUAAGCGAGUUGAAACGUAAGUACCAAAAUACCCAAAAAAAAAAAAACAAUGUUAUUUCAAAAGUACCCUUCUUUGUACUAUCAAACCUUUCACUUAUUACAUGCACUACGUCCAAAUUUUGCGGGUACUUUAGAAAGCUCUCCUUUUGGGUUGUAAUUUAAUUCCUAAAUAAAUAUAUGUUUAAGUCUUCACAAUAUUAUGAUCAUAAUUUUUCUAAUACCAUAUUUUUAAGUUUAAAUAUAGUUAAGGACGGAUCUAUAUUAUUUUUUAAAGUAUUUCGACAUUUAAUAAAUUCAAUGCGAAAUAAAUAGAAUUAUAUAGAAAAUAUAUAUAUAAAAAAUAGGUAUAAAAGAUAUAAAAGUACCCAUUAAUACAAAAAUUAAUUUGGUGCACUGACAUUUAGAUUAAUCUUAAGGUUCUCCAUUGGAAGGAGCAUCCCAGUUCAAACCUCAUUGAGGUAAUAUUUUACUUUUUUCUAAUUUUUCAAUUUUUUAAUCACCCACGAGGCAGUAUUUUACUUUUUUUUAGCUUUUUAAUUUUUUAAGCACCCACAAUUCUUAAAUCUUGAAUCCGCCACUGAAUAUAGUAAUCAAUACUAACUUGAAAGGAGAAAAAAAUUUAAUUAAAAAUAAGUUGAUACAAUUAUUUUAAUUUUUUUAGAAAUGGAGUAAUUUAUUAAAGAAUAUGCUAAAAUUAAAUGGAACAACUCAUUUAGAAAUAAAAGUUGAUACUUCCUCCGUCUAAUUUAUGUGUCGUUAUUUUUCUUUUAGUCAAUUUGUCAGGAAAAUAGUCCUUGGUCGUGUCAGAACUCAGAUUUAAUUGCAGCCAGUCGUACUUGUUGAGUAUUUCUCCCAUUCCAACUUAUACGCAAUAUUUAGGGGUGUACAGACCAAACCGUCAAGUCAAACCAAAUCGAAGAACCAAACCAAACUGAGGAAAAAAAAUGAUUUAU